CCUAAAAUCCUCCCUUUCAAACCCUAACUAAGUCCCUUGCUCGCUGGGAAGCUCACCUACCUCCCUCCACCGAUGAAGUCAUCGUCGACCUCAGACAAGCCACCGGCGUCGAAUUCAUCGAGGCCGAGUCCGACGCCGACGUAAACAAGCUGGCCGUGAUCCGGUCCACGAUACCGAGGCCUUUAUCAGUCUCUGCCGGACAUUGACACGAGGUCGAUGCGAUGCUGUGAUGGCGGUGAUGGCGACGGUGUUCUCCGGCGGAGUGGCGUCGCGGGUGACGGUUCACCACGCGGUGGCGGAUGGGAAAGGGGUGUGGAUGUUUAUGGAUAUGUGGGCCGCCUCUUGUAGAGGAGAGGACGCGGUGAGCUUGCCGGUGCAUGAUCGGGCGGUGAUCGUACACGAGGGAGGUGAGGAGAUCGCGAGACGGUUCGUGAAGGCGUUGGCACCGGAGAUUCCCAAGAUGCCGGCUCAUCCUCUCCCUAUAGAGCACCGCCUCCGUCUCCAACGUCGAACCUUCAUCCUCUCGUCCUCCGCCGUCCAAUCCCUCAAAGACCGCAUCCUCUCCCAAUCCAAUGGCUCACAUUCUCCCUCCACAUUCACCGCCAUCUCAGCCCACGCAUGGGUCUCCAUCGCCAAAACCAUUGCUUCUGCCGCUGUUGACGUCACCAACCUCAUCUUCCUUGCCGACUGUCGUUCCCGCCUUAACCCUCCCCUCCCCGACUCCUAUGCUGGCAACUGCGUGGGCCCCUGCUACGCCACCGCCAUGUGGCACGCCCUUCUGGGCCCUCAAGGGCUCUUGCUCGCGCAGGCGGAGGUCGCACGUGCUGUACAAGAGCGGGCGAAGGACCCAUUGAGGGGGUGCGAGAAUUGGGUAGAGGAGUUCAUGGGGGUAGCGGAGUCGGGUCGGGUGGUUGUUUCUGGUUCACCUAGGUUUAGGGUUUAUGAGACGGAUUUCGGGUGGGGGGAGUUGGGUCGGGUUGAGUUGGUCUCCAUGAAUAAGGAUAUGGAGGUAGUGUUGGUGGGAGGGAGGGAGCCAGGCUCGGUUCAGGUGUCGAUUGUAUUGGACCCGGGUCAGAUGCGUUUGUUUGCUGAGGUGUUUUUGGAUGGACUGGAGGUUUAAAAUGCAAUAUGGGGAAAUUGUUUAUGGAGCCACGGAGCAGAUGUUUACCUAUCCGCUGAUUGACUAGUCGUAUUGAUGACUUGGUUCGUAUCUAGACUGCCAGCUAUCUUUGAAAUGUGUUGAUUAUUAAUUCUUUGGACCGCAGUUAUUUGGCUUUUUUCCCCCGCAUUGAACACGCCGGUCAAUUGCAGAAGGGUCACAUCAAUUUAUAUUCUCUUUUUUAUGGUUUUUUUUUUUA
Molecule: messenger RNA, 1358 nt
Organism: Asparagus officinalis (garden asparagus)
Lineage: Eukaryota; Viridiplantae; Streptophyta; Magnoliopsida; Asparagales; Asparagaceae
Product: anthocyanin 5-aromatic acyltransferase-like
Source: RefSeq, a predicted model, not a curated record